Molecule: messenger RNA, 5650 nt
Organism: Paramisgurnus dabryanus
Lineage: Eukaryota; Metazoa; Chordata; Actinopteri; Cypriniformes; Cobitidae
Product: NACHT, LRR and PYD domains-containing protein 3-like
Molecular function (GO): protein binding
Source: RefSeq, a predicted model, not a curated record
AUGAAAGUGAAACGUUUAGAACAGACUCCUAAAUCACCGAUUACCUUUUGAAAAAUAUCGCUCAGGGGGCUUUCGAGCAGCUCUCGUGGUAUUGUGAUGUAAUUCGCUGGUCGGUCUGCGCAGCGCCGCAUGAAGCCGAACACACCUAAACAAAACUAUUCUAUCAGUUACAAGAAAUACCUGUAUUUUUACCUGUGAUUAUUUUACACAUGAACAAACGCACUUCUUUGAAACAGAAAUAUUGAGUAUCAGCGUGUUUAAUAACAUUUAUUAGUCGCUUACGUGUACUUUUGAUGUUUGUGUCGAAUAUCCAGAAACAUUUUCACUGAGUCUGUCUGUGGUGGUGAUCAAUGAUCAGAUUCAUCAGUGGAGAUCAGACCGAUGUAAAUGAUUCAUGGAUGAUUCACAAACAUUCAGAGAUGGAGAUGAUUCUCCAGAUGUCAGAUCAGUCCAGCAUAAGAGAUCAGACUCACCUGAGACCAGCUGUGUGUCUAGGGUUGAUGCUUCUAUAACUAGACCAAUAACAUUUAGGGGUGGAGACACAUCGCCUGGUCAGAGGCCAAAAAUGUUGUCUGGAUCUGACUCAUCAAAUCAGAUCACAGUGUCUGUAAGUGAUCAGACUUUACAGGUUCAACAGUCCAAUGAAAGAGACUCUCCUAGUUUCAGUUAUCUUUGUCAGUUUGCUGAAGUUCAAAGCACAUUUAGAUCAAAUCUGAGGAAGAAGUUUGAGUGUUUAUAUGAGAUAACAUCAAAUGAAAAUCAACCAGUAAUACUGAAUGAGAUCUACACAGAGCUGUACAUUACAGAGAGUGAAAGUGGAGAGAUCAGUAAUAAACAUGAGGUGAGACAGAUUGAGACACAAUCCAGAAGAACAACAACAGAGGAGACACCAAUAAAAUGUAAUGACAUCUUUAAACCUUUACCUGAACAAGACAAACACAUCAGAAGUGUGCUGACAAAGGGAGUCGCUGGCAUUGGAAAAACAGUGUCUGUACAGAAGUUCAUUCUGGACUGGGCUGAAGAGAAAGAGAAUCAGGACGUCCACCUCAUAUUUCCACUUCCUUUCAGAGAGCUGAAUCUGAUGAAAGAUAAAAAACUCAGUCUUUUAGAUCUUCUUCAUCUUUUCUACCCAGAAACAAAAGAAAUUGAAAUCUUCAGUGAUGAAUAUAAAGUGUUGUUCAUCUUUGAUGGUUUGGAUGAGUGUCGUCUGUCUCUGGAUUUUCAUAGCAGUGUGAGGUUGUGUGAUGUAAAUGAAUCAACCUCAGUGGACGUGAUGCUGACAAACCUCAUCAAGGGGAAUCUGUUUCCCUCUGCUCUCAUCUGGAUCACCUCCAGACCAGCAGCAGCUGAUCUCAUCCCCUCUGAGUGUGUUGAUCGAGUCACAGAGGUACGAGGCUUCAGUGAUCCACAGAAGGAGGAAUACUUCAGGAAGAGAAUCAGUGAUGAGAGUCUGUCUGAUCAAAUCAUCUCACACCUGAAGUCAUCCAGGAGUCUCUACAUCAUGUGUCACAUCCCAGUCUUCUGCUGGAUUUCAGUCACUGUUCUAGAGAGAAUGUUGAGUGAAGCAGAGAGUCAAGAGAUCCCCAAGACUCUCACUCAAAUGUACACUCACUUCCUGAUCAUUCAGACAAACACCAAACAUCAGACGGACUAUGAGAAGAAAGUAAAGGAUGAAGACAUGAUCUUUAAACUGGGGAAACUGGCUUUUGAGCAGCUUGUGAAAGGCAAUCUGAUCUUCUAUGAUGAAGACCUGAGAGAGUGUGGCAUUGAUGUAGCAGAAGCAUCAGUGUACUCAGGAUUGUGUACUCAGAUCUUCAGAGAGGAGUUUGGUUUGUCUCAGAGGAAAGUUUACUGCUUUGUUCAUCUGAGCAUCCAGGAACAUCUAGCAGCUCUUUAUUCUCACCUCUCCUUCACAAACUACAUCAUAAAUGUGUUUGACGAAAGUCCUAAACCUGGUCGUUUUUCUAAAAUUGUAAAACGUAAAUCAUCAAAACAGGUUUUAUUAUCAGAGUUGCAUCACAGAGCUGUAGAUGAAUCUUUAAAGAGUAGGAAUGGACAUCUUGAUCUUUUCCUGCGUUUUCUUCUGGGUCUUUCACUGGAGUCCAAUCAGUUUCUCUUACAGAAUCUACUGACACAGAUGGGAAGAUGUUCCUACAAGAAAGAGGAAACUGUUGAGUACAUUAAACAGAAGAUGAAGAGGAAUCUUUCAACAGAGAAAUCCAUCAAUCUGAUUCACUGUCUGAAUGAACUGGGUGAUGAUUCAAUGGUGAAGAAGAUUCAAGAUUAUGUCAAAUCUGAAUCAGUAGGAAAGACCAAACUCUCCUCUUCAAAGUGGGCAGCUUUAGUUUUUGUGUUGCUGACGUCUGAGCAGCAUUUGGAUGAACUUAAUCUAAAAACAUUUAUUGGAGAUAAAAAUAAAGCAGAUGAAGCGCUUGUCAAACUGCAGCCUGUGAUUAAAGAGUCCAAAAAACUACAGUUGUGUAAGUGUAAUAUCACAGCUGAAGGUUGCUUUGCUCUGUCUUCAGCCCUGAGAUCAAACCCAUCACACCUGACACAUCUGGAUCUGUCUGAUAAUAAUAAACUUGGAGAUUUGGGAGUGAAGCUGAUCUCUGAUAUACUGAAGAAUCCUGACUGUAAAGUGACAUCACUCAGGUUGAGUGAUUGUAAUAUCACAGAUGAAGGUUGUGUUGCUCUGACUUCAGCUCUGAGAUCAAACCCAUCACACCUGACACAUCUGGAUCUUUCUGAUAAUAAACUAAGAGAUUCAGGAGUGAAGCUGAUCUCUGAUGUACUGAAGGAUUCUGACUGUAAACUGGAGAUACUUGAGCUGAGUAAGUCUAAAAUCACAGCUGAAGGUUGUGUUGCUCUGACUUCAGCUCUGAGAUCAAACCCAACACACCUGACACAUCUGAAUCUGUCUGAUAAUAAACUAAGAGAUUCAGGAGUAAAGCUGAUCUCUGAUAUACUGAAGAAUUCUGACUGUAAACUGAAGAUACUGAAGUUGUGCGAUUGUGAUAUCACAGCUAAAGGUUGUGUUGCUCUGACUUCAGCUCUGAAAUCAAACCCAUCACACCUGACACAUCUGGAUCUGUCUGACAACAUUGGAGAUUCAGGAGUGAAUCUGAUCUCUGGUGUACUGAAGAAUCCUGACUGUAAACUCCAGAUAAUGAAAUUGUGUAAUUGUAACAUCACAGUUAAAGGUUGUGUUGCUCUGACAUCAGCUCUGAGAUCAAACCCAUCACACCUGAGAGAUGUGGAUCUGUCCCGUAAUAAUCUAAGAGAUUCAGGAGUGAAGGUGAUAUCUGAUCUACUGAAAAAUCCUGACUGUAAACUGGAGCUACUAAAGUUGAGGGAUUGUGAUAUCACAGAUGAAGGUUGUGUUGCUCUGACUUCAGCUCUGAGAUCAAACCCAUCACACCUGACACAUCUGGAUCUUUCUGAUAAUAAACUAAGAGAUUCAGGAGUGAAGCUGAUCUCUGAUGUACUGAAGGAUUCUGACUGUAAACUGGAGAUACUUGAGUUGAGGGAUUGUAAUAUCACAGAUGAAGGUUGUGUUGCUCUGUCUUCAGCUCUGAGAUCAAACCCAUCACACCUGACACAUCUGAAUCUGUCUGAUAAUGAUAAACUUGGAGAUUUUGGAGUGAAGCUAAUCUCUGAUGUACUGAAGAAUCCUGACUGUAAAGUGAAGAUAUUGAACUUGGAGUUUUGUAAUAUCACAGAUAAUGGUUUUGUUGCUCUGGAGUCAGCUCUGAGAUCUAACCCAUCAAAUCUGACGCAACUGAAUCUCAGAGGGAAUAAUCUGAUAUUUUAUAUACCAAAACUGAUCUUCCCAUUAAAGGCAGAGACUGAGAGAGUUACACCUAAUCCCAGAGAGGUGGAGGUGAAAAGCGGGGUGACAAUAGCAAAAGAAGAACCAGAGCUUUCUUGAAGAACCAGAGUGUUUAUUGUGAAGUGGGGUGAGAGACAGUGAGCUAUGCCGGAGUAAUAUGCCGGGAUCUGCCUAUGCACAAGAUUGUCAUUCUUCAGUAGCAGUGAACUGAGCGAGUAGUUUGUUUAACUGGUGCAGACGAUGAUGUUGGAGCCUAAAAGAACGUUACGUAACCUGCUGUUUUCCUGGUCCAGCUGCCGGCGUGUGUUUAUGUUUCUGAAUGGUAAAUGCCACAGUGGCUAUGUUUAUGUGCAUAAAAUUUUGUCAAUUCCACUGAAUUAAUCCCUUUUCGAGUUCACAUUUUAUCUCUGGAUAAAUGUACAAAGCUGAGUUCGAGAAAGUUGUUAAGAAGGUAGUUAGGUAUAGGCAUGGAAAAUGUAGCUUAAUGUUAUUAAAGUACACAUGAACGCUGGGCCAUCAAUACGAUUACAAACAGAUUAUUUGGUUGCAUGUAAACGUAGCUACCGAUUGUUCUGGGUUCUACUGUGUAAAGAAGAGGUACUUACCUAAACUCCAAGAAUUCUUAGAGCAGAAACGAAGAUCAGCAAAUGUGGUACAAGUCCAGGUGCUAUGGGGGAAAAAGGGGGCAUGGCCCCCCAGAAACAAUUUGUGCCUCCUCCAGUUUUCUUAUCAGAGAUAAAUUAAAUUGGAGAGCUAAAUUCAGUCAUAUACUCUGAAAUAAUGAUUGCAUUAAUAACGUGAAUUAUUAACUACAUUAUUACAAUGACUGCAACUACCUAAUCUCAGGCCAAUGGCUUUGGUGCGGCAAUAAAAAAACGAGGUAGCCUACAUAAAGGCGCAGUACAAUUCAGCGACCAAGGUGGCGUUUCCUUGAUGUUUCAGCCUGUGAAGUUUUAAAUAUUAGUCUCUUUAAUGCAACUCACGCGAGCAAGUAAUGUCGCUGUCACUAUCAUCCUCAAAGCAAACUGCGUAGACAAAUCAAACUUUGUUAAUAAAGCUGAACAAGGGGCUAAAAACUCAAGGAGGGCAGAGAGAUCAGGAUAGUUCGCUAUUUGCAGACUCCAGUCAGAACAGGGAACAAUUCAAAGAUAAGAGCAGGUGAGGAGUCAGAAGGGUAAUUCAGUGCUUCAACUUAAACUUAUUCUAGUCACUUCGUUUUCGAGACUGGAGUUUGAGACAGUGGCAUUGCUAGCUUGUGUGAUUUACUUUUAAGAAACAAAUGUUUGAAACAUCGCAGGAUAAAUGAUCAAUAAGGAAACCUGUGUCGCUGAAUUCCACUGGCCAUUUUUCAUUUGCGCACGGAAAUAAUUUGCCUAAGAUUAGAUAAAAGAUAGCAAAGGUAAUUCUUGAUUAUCAGGCUUAUUUAGAUUGUUAGGCCAUUUAAUAGUGAAAGUUGAAUGUGUAUAGGCAUAAUACAUUCAAUAAUAUAUGUAGCCGUAAUAAAUAAAUGGAAACCAGCAGGAAAUCAGUCACAAUAAGGUAUAGUGUGGAGCCCCCCCAAGAAAUAUACUGGUGCCAGGCCUGUACCAAAAUGCACACUUACACCAAACACAAAUACGUACGCUGUACGUGACAUAAACAUUUUUUCCUCUCAAGUGUUAUUUUUUUGUGAUUGGGUUUAGUUUUUUUAAUAAGUUUGAAAUGUUAAGUGUGCUUAAUCUUACCAUAUACUCAUGGAGAUUGAGGUAUUUAUAUUCACUAGUCAAGUGUGGAAUAAAAAAAAUAUAUAUAUUGUGAAUUGUAAAUAUUGUGUAAUUUAAG